Mus pahari (shrew mouse) is the source of this 2810-nucleotide messenger RNA. RefSeq names its product stannin (gene Snn). Gene Ontology annotation, cellular component: mitochondrial outer membrane. The coding region runs from base 212 to 478 and encodes 88 amino acids. The record is from RefSeq and is a predicted model, not a curated record. NCBI's taxonomy places the organism in Eukaryota, Metazoa, Chordata, Mammalia, Rodentia, Muridae. The transcript has 2 exons.
CCCCUGCUGAUCGGGUUCUAGCGUCUGGCGAGGGCUCCGCGGCCCGACCCGGCUGGCGCGCAGGCGGAGCCGGGGCGGCGGGGCUGCUGCUGGCUAAUUGCACGGGACUGCGGGCCGCGACAUGGACUGUCCUGUGCAGCCCGAAUUCCAGCCUCGUUGAGCCAGGCACACCAAGAGCUUUCCACCAAAGAAGCCCCUCCAAGCACUGACCAUGUCAAUUAUGGACCACAGCCCCACGACCGGGGUGGUCACGGUCAUUGUCAUCCUCAUCGCCAUAGCUGCCCUGGGGGCCUUGAUCCUGGGCUGCUGGUGCUACCUGCGGCUGCAGCGCAUCAGCCAGUCAGAGGAUGAGGAGAGCAUCGUGGGUGAUGGCGAGACAAAGGAGCCCUUUCUACUGGUGCAGUACUCUGCCAAGGGGCCAUGUGUGGAAAGAAAGGCCAAGUUGAUGACCGCCAACAGCCCAGAAGUGCAUGGCUGAGCUGGGCUGCGAAGGCCAAGGCCAUGGUUCUGUUUGCAGCCAGCCCAGAAGCACCGAGAGGGCAGAAGCAGACAUGUUGCUAUGUGAGAGGGGUUGACACUUGCUGGCAUGGUCUCCUCGGGCUUUGUCAUCGCAUGCACUGGCUCCAGGUCCCAGCUCUUCUGGCCUUCCCCCUCCGCCUCCUGGUGGGCUGUCCAUUGCAGGCAGUGGGCAGGCCUGACCUUGCUGGGGCUCCUGGCCCCUUAGCGCUUUCCUUACUUGAAUGUUUUAGCUGAGCCUGUUUUUUGAUGGAGCUACUACUGUAAUGCGUGAACUAACCAACCUGUGAACUGUAAAUAGGCCCGGAAGCACGUGCUUAAGCCUUUUUGCUGAUUUAAAAAAAAAAAACAAACAAACCAGAUGGAGCCCGUGGACUGGUUUGAUAAUGACUGUACUCACGUGAGCUGAGGUAUGACCAUGGAGGGUCUUCGACUGGUCAGGCCCCAGUUGCCCUUGGUAGGGUGCACUGAGGUCUUAGCUAUGCGUAUGGAAAGAAGGUAAAAGGUUAAGAAGCUGAGGUAUUGGGGUGAUCUCAGCUUGCUUCGUACUGGAGGAAACCCACACCCCUCCCUUUCUCUAACUUCAGCAUUGUUAAAAGAGCAGUGUGUGUAGAUGGCAGAGUCACUGCAAGGAAGCUGUUGCACUUGCUUGGAAACCUGUGAAGGAUGAGACCUCCUGAGUCCUGAGGGUUGCCAGGCAGCUCAGCGGAGCAGUCUCUUGCCCUUUGGUUUUGAGCAUGCCCAGUACACCCCUUCAGCACAGGCUUUGCAGAAUCUGCUCUGGUCCUCUGCAGACACCAGAGCCUGUGGUGGCUACUUGAAGUCUGAAACCCAGUUGGCCCAAGAAGGCAAGGUUUUGUUUUUGUAUUUAAUAUUUUCUGCACUGGAAUGGGGGUUGGGGGUAGGGGUGCCUCCCCCCCAUGACUCCCCCCCCACACCUUUUCACAAGUGAGCUUCCUUUCUUCUCCAGUGGGUUUCACUUUGAUUCUUGGGGCUUGGUUAUCAGAGCCUCCUGACCCAGCUCUCAAGGCAUAGAAGGUCAUUUCUAUUGUGCACAUAGCAUACAAGAGUCACCAGGAGUUCACGUUCAGGGCCUGGUUCUCACAGGUAAGGGAGCACGUCUCCAGGAUAUUUCUUAUGUCUAUCAGCUUGCUAGGAUGUUAAUCCCAUCACCAUAAGCAUUCUGAACCAUUAUGAUUAAACCUGACUAUGCUGGUACCCUUGGUGAUGAGUAGGUAGCCAGCUAGCCCUGGCAGCAGAGAGCUUCAGGCUAGUCUGGAGACAGCUUGCAGAGCAUGUGAAACUAAUCCAUUACCUAGAACCCAAGGGAGGAGCUGUAGGGAAGGAACACUUCUUUUUAGCAGUGUAUGCCAAUAUGGGGUUGGGGGAGGCAGAUGUUAAGAAACACCUUAGUUACACAGAGGUAGUCAAGGACGGACUGGCCAUGGGCAGGGGCUGCUAAGGCUGUCUUGGCUGUGUGUUAGUCCUGGGAGCAGUGACUCUGUAGGUCUAGGAGGGAAACAGAAGGUAUCAAAGGAUCUGCCUGGAGUUGGCCGAGGCUGAGGGGUUUUACUUAUUCCCACCCCACAUCCACCUUUCUACCUCCUACGUCUUGCAGCCAGCAGCCUAAACACUGCUGAUCCUUUUUCUCUGCCAUCAUGGAGCCAAGGCCAGCUUGGAUCUACACCAAAAUUUGAGCUGGUUCAUCGCUGCACGGUCAGAUGCAGGCCGCAGCUUGUACUAUGCUGAUAAAGUUGGUUUUUCAAACAGACAUCAUCACAUUCUUAUCAGUUACACUUUGGGGGGGUCUUUCAAAUUUGAGUCAGUCCAUCUAGAGAGGGAUGAGUAAGUUCAGGCACUGUGGGGUAGAACUGUUGAACAACCGUGCAAGUCUUCCCUGUCCUUGGUUAUCAUUGGCUACCUUUUUAAGUGUGCACCAGAGUCAUGCACUCCAAUGGUUAAUAAGUCAUAACUUCUCUUCGAUUUUUUCCCAAUAGUGUAGCUAUUGUGGGUCAGGACCAGGUCUUCUGAUGAGUAAGAAGCUAGCCUCUCAUCCUGGGGAGCUUGCAGAAACUCCGAGGCUAAGCCACUGAAGCAAGAACUAACUUUCCUAGAUAUAUAUAUGUUCAAACGGACUGUGCUACUGUUGUGUCUCAAAGCUACCAGUUUGUGCAAUAAGUGGAAGGGAUGCCAUUCCUGAUCAAUAAAUGCUAAAUGACAUUCAAGUUCAUUUUGUAGACCACUGAGAAAGAUCUUUAUUUACAAUAAAUUUCAAUAAAAUUUGCAUAACUAUA